UCUCUGGGCCCACGAAAGGGAAAGGGAAACCAUUCGGCGGCUAGUCAGUCGAUAAUUGGCAUCCGCUUUGGGUCUUGUUUUGGUUUCCUAUUCGAAAGAUUUGCUGAAAAAGACGAGCGGCGACAGCGGCGAAGACGAACGCACCACGUGUGACUCAUUACAAAUGCCAAUCACAAGCCCAAACUGAAAACUCGUUUUGGCCCGGCUGAGAGAGGUGCACUUGAAACAAAACCUCAACCGGCAAGUUGGCUUCAAUAUUGCUAAUCUAUUGGAAGUCUUGAUUAAUCGUUUUGGCGUACAGCCUUCGGAUUAUUUAGUUGUCAGUUCUGAAGGAUGUUUUAAAAAUAAUUAAUGUGUUGCUUAGCCAAACUAUUCAUUAUUAAAGGUGAUGCACUGAAAUGAUAGUAUAAUAUUUUUCUUUAUUCUUCAAAGGAAAUUAGGUUUGCAUAUAAUCAACUGAGCAGUUUUUACAUGCUUAACUUUAAUUAUUUUUGUUGAACAAGAAAUAAAAUUGUUUUUUUUCAGUGGCUUUAAUUACCAACCUCUUUCUCUGUCGGGGGAGACUCUUUAAGCUGCUUGCGAUGCGAGUCCAUCGAGCAGUCGACGAUCAGCUGGCGGCGAUGAGCGACACCGCGAAAUGCAUUCGCUGUGCCCCCGGCUCGUUUUGUAAGCGCUCCACUCCAGUGCCCUUCAGUUCCCCGCAGCAGAAGAAGCGCCAAAUGCCAGCCGGAGCUGGUUAGUUGCAGCCAGGAACUCGCUGCCACUCUCGCCAUGUACCGCAAUAUACUCUGCCUGGCACUGGGCCUCAUCGUGGGCAUUCAGCUGACGGAUUUCCUGGAGUACUUCCAGCUGACCGACAGUCAGUUCGCGAGCACGGCCAUCACGCAGCUGGAGGAGGGCGCCACGCCCCAGCUGGCGACGGAGGAGGAGCUGGCCCUCUGGCUGCACAACGAGACGCGGGUGCUCUGCAUGGUGCUGACCCUGCCGAAGAAUCACCAAACCAGGGUGAGGCGGGUGAAGGACACGUGGGGCAGGCGCUGCAACAAGCUGAUCUUCAUCAGCAGCCAGGAGGAUCGGGAGCUGGGCGUCAUCGAUGUGGGCGUGCCCGAGGAACGGAAUAACCUGUAUCUGAAAAUGAGGAAAGCCCUGGAGUAUGUGUACCAGAACCACGGCGAGGACUACGACUGGUUUCUCAAGGCGGAUGAUGACACCUUUGUGAUAAUGGAAAACCUGCGUUUGUUGCUCUAUCCCUACGAUCCCGAGGCAGCGCUCUACUUUGGCCACCGAUUCCGCACCACCUUUCCGCAGGGCUACAUGUCCGGCGGAGCUGGCUAUGUGAUGAGCCGGGAUGCACUGCGUCGGCUCAAUCUCUUCGCCUUCAACAACAGCCAGUUCUGUCCGAUCAACAACAUGUCCGAGGAUCGGCAAAUUGGCUUCUGCCUGCAGAAUGUGGGCGUAGUGGCUGGUGAUUCGCGGGAUGAGGAAGGUCGGGAUCGAUUUCUGCCCUUGUCUCUCAAGUUCAUGCUGCCCACUUUUCCCACCAACAAUUGGCUGCCCAAGCUGACAUUUUACGAACCAGUGAAUGAAACUGGCUCCACGUCGGGAAUUAGCUUUCACUACGUCAAGAUCCAUGAGUUCGAAAUGUACGAAUACCUGCUGUAUCGACUGCGGAUUUUUGGUACUCCCUUGUCCCAGAGAUCGCUGCCAUCCAGACUGGGACCCGAUGAACUGCAGAACCAGCUCAAUCUGUGGGCUCAGGAGAAUAGCACGAAUUCCAACGCCUGGCUACAGCCAAACUAAUGUAUAAGUUUAGUAGUCUCCAUAAAGUACAUAUAUUUAAGACUCAUUUUAUAUUUUCCCAUAGUCAAAUAGAACAAGCUUUUAGAUUCUUAAGAAUAUCAUUAAAUAGAUGCCCAUUGUUUUCAUACUUCCAAGACUGUA
This is a messenger RNA of Drosophila yakuba, 1941 nucleotides long. RefSeq names its product glycoprotein-N-acetylgalactosamine 3-beta-galactosyltransferase 1. Gene Ontology annotation, cellular component: membrane. NCBI's taxonomy places the organism in Eukaryota, Metazoa, Arthropoda, Insecta, Diptera, Drosophilidae. The transcript is spliced from 3 exons. The record is from RefSeq and is a predicted model, not a curated record. The coding region runs from base 772 to 1800 and encodes 342 amino acids. Gene Ontology annotation, molecular function: N-acetylgalactosaminide beta-1,3-galactosyltransferase activity.